Macrosiphum euphorbiae (potato aphid) is the source of this 288-nucleotide messenger RNA. The record is from the annotation of a GenBank genome assembly. Lineage: Eukaryota; Metazoa; Arthropoda; Insecta; Hemiptera; Aphididae.
AUGUAUCUAUCCAGAAAAGUAAUGCACUCUUGUAAUUUUAUUAGACAGGAAACCAAACAAAUAAAAUUUUUCCAGUGUAAAAAUCAAAUACAAAAUGGGAACGAUCAAGAUUUACAGAGGUAUAAAGACUGCAUUGAUGGUAUAAAAAUAAGACAGCAACCUGAUAAAAGUACAAAAAAAUGUGGUGUAGAAAAAAAAAACCAUAAUUUAAUAAACGAUGAACAGAUGUUAAUACUAGAGGACAAAAUUAUGAAAGAAGUACUAAAAGAUUUAGAAGAUUACAAAUGA